CGUUUUCAAUGUAUGCAAUAUAUGUGUUCAACCCUUUGGCUUUACUUUCAUGUGCUAGUCUAUAAAUGCACAGUUGGUUAAAGAUAAGCUUUCAUAUCAUAGGCCUUAGCAGUGUACAGGCAUCCUUUUCCAUUUUGGUAGGUGUUCCUAAAAAAUAGUUAAAUCUGAAAAAGAAAGCAUGAAAUAAAAGGUGAUGAUUGUAAUCCCUUUUUAACAAGCCAGGUGGGAACAUUGAUUAUUCAUCUUAUUUGUGAGGCCAGGAAGGUAGAAACUCAGCAAGCAAAGCCAGUUUCAGCUGGAAAAAGAGAGAUCUUGUAGGAACAAAAACAGGAAUACGUACCCAACCGAAGCCUCAGAGCUGAGGGGUGUGUGUGUCUGUCUGCGUUGAAUCUGGGACCCUGCUCUCUACAAGCUUGCUGAUUCUGGAUAACUGAAGCUAACUGUGCCUGUGAUUCUGUGUCAAUACCUCCAGCACAAUGAGUGUGGAUGAAGAUGCCAGGUGGCUGGAGUGGGUCACUAAGCAGUUUGAAAGCAUUGCUGGAGAGGAUAAAGAAAUCGACCUGGAAGAAUUCAAAACAGCACUUAAAGUGAAAGAGUCCUUCUUUGCAGAGAGGUUUUUUGCAUUGUUCGAUUCAGAUGGGAGUGGGUCGAUCAGUCUGGACGAGUUACUAAAGGCCCUGAACCUUCUUAUCCACGGAAAUGAAACAGACAAACUGAGAUUCCUCUUCCAGGUCUACGAUGUAGAUGGCAGUGGCUCGAUCGACCCGGAUGAGCUGCGCACUGUUCUGAAGUCAUGCCUGAGGGAGAGUGCGAUCUCUCUACCUGAGGAGAAACUUGACGAUCUGACGCUCGCACUCUUUGAGUCUGCUGACAAAGAUAACAGUGGCUCCAUUACUUUUGAAGAGCUAAAAGAAGAACUAGAGAACUUUCCUGAGGUCAUGGAAAACCUGACAAUAAGUGCUGCUAACUGGUUGAAGCCCCCUGACAGCCAGAAGAAGAGAAGACACACGCCCCGAUACCUGACCCGGGCGUACUGGCACAACAACUGCCGCAAGCUGCUCUUCAUGGGCUGCUACGUCUGCUUGAACAUCUUGCUGUUCACCUUCGCAGCACUCAAACACACCACCGCCGGGUUCUGGGUCAUGGUGGCAAAGGGCUGCGGACAGUGCCUCAACUUCAACUGCACUUUUAUCGUCAUCCUCAUGUUGCGGAGAUGCCUGACUUGGUUGAGAGCUACGUGGGUUGUGAGAGUUUUCCCCUUGGACCAGUAUGUGAUUCUGCACCAGCUGGUGGGCUAUGCUAUGUUUGGGCUGACAGUUGUGCACACAGGAGCUCAUAUCAUUAAUUUUGUGCUCUUGACUCAGACUGCGAACAGCUACCAUCUGUGGGAGUACCUGUUUACAACAAGGCCUGGGAUAGGCUGGGUUUAUGGCACUGCCUCCAUCACUGGAUUCAUCCUGCAGUUUCUCAUCUGUAUGAUGCUAAUCUGUUCCAGCACGUUUGUCCGCAGGAGUGGACACUUUGAGAUUUUCUACUGGACCCAUCUCUGCUAUAUUUGGGUGUGGGCACUGCUUGUUAUCCACGGGCCGAGCUUCUGGAAGUGGUUUUGUGUCCCAGGGUUCGUGUUUCUGCUGGAGAAGAUCGUGGGGAUAGCUGUGUCACGCAUGGGUGGCCUUUACAUCGUGGAAGUCAACCUGCUGCCAUCAAAGGUGACCCAUCUGGUAAUUAGGAGACCGCUGUUUUUUAACUACAAACCCGGUGACUAUGUUUAUAUAAACAUUCCAGUUAUAGCCAAGUAUGAAUGGCACCCUUUUACCAUCAGCAGUGCCCCAGAACAACACGAUUCUUUAUGGCUUCAUAUUCGAUCAAUGGGCCAAUGGACCAACAGACUAUACGAGUACUUCAGACAGCCUGAGCCAAUGAGCAACGAGCCCAAGAGAUUAACCACCAAUCUGAGAAACAGGCAACAUCAAAAAUGCACUCAGGAACACCUUUUCAAUUCGAUUGGCUUCAAUGGGGCAGUGGCGACCAAUAAGGACGACACAAUUGAGCUGACCUCCUACAAGCCCAGCAGGCUUCCUCAGAGCACGGCUGCAGAGGGCAUCAUUCAGACAGAGCAGGGGGAGGGUGCUCAGGUGAGAGAGCUCUCGACCAAAUUAAGUGAGAAUCACAGAUUCUGCAAUAUAAAGUGUUAUGUCGACGGCCCGUAUGGGACUCCCACCAGACGCAUCUUCACCUCUGAGCAUGCUGUGCUUAUUGGAGCUGGGAUAGGCAUUACCCCCUUUGCUUCAAUCCUGCAAAGCAUCAUGUACAGGUAUCGAAUGAGAAAACAGAACUGCCCAAACUGUAACUAUUCCUGGUGUGAGAAUCUCAAGGACAAUGAAAUGAAGCUCAGAAAGGUUGACUUCAUCUGGAUUAACCGGGAUCAGAAAUCAUUCGAAUGGUUUGUGAGUUUGCUGACCAAAUUGGAAAUGGACCAAGCUGACGAGGAACCCGAAGGUCGUUUCUUGGAGAUGCACAUGUACAUGACGUCAGCGCUCUGUAAGAAUGACAUGAAGGCCAUUGGCUUACAGAUGGCUCUGGACCUGUUGGCAAAGAAAGAGAAUCGAGACUCCAUCACAGGACUGAGGACCAGAACCCAGCCGGGACGCCCAGACUGGAGCAAGGUUUUUCAGAAAGUUGCUGAGGAAAGGAAGGGGAAGGUUCACGUGUUUUUCUGUGGCUCUCCUGUUCUUGCAAAGAUGAUCAAGGCUCACUGCGAGCUAGCCGGCUUCAAAUUCUACAAGGAAAAUUUCUAAAGGCAGCCGUUCAUCUCCGACAUCUCCACAGGGUCACUCGCUGUGUGUGCAGCGGACACAGAACUCUAUGAAUUGUAGUGUUCAUUCACCUUGCAUAUCACAGAUGUGAUUGAUGAAUGCACUGAGAUGCUUUUGAAACAUCUUUCACUAAAAGAAAGGAAGCAAUAAUGAAUAGACUUACUGAAUCCAACCUGCACCUCUGUUGCCUUAUUAGAAGCAUGAUAAUGAGCCCUGGCCUUCAUGUUAGUUCCCUGUCCCUGUUUCCAUAAUCCUUGCUUUAAUCUUUUAACCAUUUAAAUAAUACAUUCACUUUCUGACAUGAUUAGAUUGGUAUCUAGUAAAAUGAUUGUUAUAAUGUUAAAAUCUACAGUACUAGUGCGUUUUGUGCGUAUAAUUUCUUACACAGUAGUAGUUUAUUUAUUGAAGUAAUAUAUAUAUAUAUAUAUAUAUAUAUAUAUAUAUAUAUAUAUAUAUAUAUAUAAAUAUAUUCUGAAAAUAAAAGAUGUUGCAAUAGUCAUGUCACUAAAACAUAUUCAGCGUUUGUGAAGCGAUGUGAAUUAGAAGGACAGUUUUACCGUAUAUAUGUAUAAAUGUAUCCU
Acipenser ruthenus (sterlet) is the source of this 3397-nucleotide messenger RNA. RefSeq names its product NADPH oxidase 5-like. The record is from RefSeq and is a predicted model, not a curated record. Lineage: Eukaryota; Metazoa; Chordata; Actinopteri; Acipenseriformes; Acipenseridae. Gene Ontology annotation, cellular component: plasma membrane; NADPH oxidase complex. Bases 477 to 2798 code for a protein of 773 amino acids. Gene Ontology annotation, biological process: superoxide anion generation; defense response. Gene Ontology annotation, molecular function: calcium ion binding; superoxide-generating NAD(P)H oxidase activity. The transcript is spliced from 17 exons.